AUGCAUGACGCCUCACCUGUGCCUACUCUACCGCAUCCCCACGACGGUGGCCGUAUGCAUAUGUCAUCCCUGUCCUCAUCUUCAUCCAUAUCUGACGCCGAAACUGAACGCCGAGGCCGCUCUGAACGUCCGCGCAUGGCGAGUCGUAAGCCUUCUGCAUCCAUUCUGGUUCCCCGAGACCAUCCCGAAAUUGAAAUUGAAGAGGAAGAGUUUCCUCCCGACGACGCUCGCGCUAUGAGUCCCCGUCGUAAUUCCGCCGAUUUGGAACGAUUGGGCAAGGAGGCCCGCCAGACGCUUCAGGAGCAAGCCAAGGCUCUCCAGUCCUCUCUUCAGGCUCUCGCCGAGCGCAUUGACGCCGUCAAGUCUGACCACGAUAAGCUGGAGAACGAGAACAAGAUCCUACAGGAUUACAUCGGUGGUCUUACCCGCAACAUGACCAAGAGCGAAAUGACCCGCAGUACGAAGGCUCGAAAAGCCCAGAAAUAA
Messenger RNA from Penicillium daleae, 486 nucleotides. RefSeq names its product short coiled-coil protein. Gene Ontology annotation, cellular component: trans-Golgi network. The transcript is spliced from 2 exons. The record is from RefSeq and is a predicted model, not a curated record. Bases 1 to 486 code for a protein of 161 amino acids. Lineage: Eukaryota; Fungi; Ascomycota; Eurotiomycetes; Eurotiales; Aspergillaceae.